AUGGUCGGCACGCCGGAACUCAGCACAGGCUACGUGUUCAGCAGCAACCAGAGAUUCUUUUCGGCGAAAGUUAAUUGUGCCACUUUCAAGGUGCACGUUAUUGACGAUGGCAGCCGUUGGCAGCAGAGACAGAAAAAGGGGCUGUGGUCGGGGGACAGAGGAGCCGCGCCGCGUCUCUCUUACACGUUUCCAACAAGGCGAUGA
Molecule: messenger RNA, 204 nt
Organism: Phytophthora infestans T30-4
Lineage: Eukaryota; Oomycota; Peronosporomycetes; Peronosporales; Peronosporaceae
Exons: 2
Coding region: 1-204 (67 amino acids)
Source: RefSeq, a predicted model, not a curated record